Messenger RNA from Falco peregrinus (peregrine falcon), 2622 nucleotides. It is a transcript of the gene TMEM123, whose product is annotated as transmembrane protein 123. The transcript is spliced from 6 exons. The coding region runs from base 100 to 666 and encodes 188 amino acids. Lineage: Eukaryota; Metazoa; Chordata; Aves; Falconiformes; Falconidae. Gene Ontology annotation, cellular component: cytoplasmic vesicle. The record is from RefSeq and is a predicted model, not a curated record.
CGCCGCCGCCCCGCUCCGGCCCCCCCGCCCUUCCCGGGCAGGCCGCGCCUGGCGGUGCUGCGGCGGCUGCGAGCGCGGCGUUCCGGCUCCCUCAGCGCCAUGCGGCUCCUCGCCGGCGCCUCCUGCGCGCUGCGGGCGGCAGCGCUGCUGCUGCUGCUCACCCCCGGCUCCCAGAUGAACAUCUCCAGCAGUACUGCACCCUUCAGUACGGUUCCAGAUCCUAAGUUGCAAGGCAAUAACAGUUCAUUCAAUCUCACUGUUAUAUCAUUCACACAAUCUACAACAACAUCUGCAGUAGGUGUGUCAACCAAUACUACUCACCUGACCAGCCAGCCCACUAACACCACUAUGCCUGUCACCUUGACAACUCAGACCACCAAAACCAGCCAGACAACAAGGUCCACCACAGCUUCAUCAGUCACAUCAUCCCAACUCAACACCACAGUGGCCGUGACCACUUCCAAAAUUUCUUUGACUUCUGUAACAGCCACAUCAAAAUCUGAGGCUGUUGUACCCAAAACCUCCAGAUUUGAUGUGGGCAGUUUUGUAGGUGGCAUUGUGCUGACACUUGGAGUCCUAGUUAUUCUCUACAUCGGAUGCAAAACCUACCACUCUAGAAGAGGCAUACAGUACAGAACCAUUGAUGAACAUGAUGCCAUCAUUUAAGGAGACUUCAGGGAAGGAAGUGUUGGAAACCCAUCCUAUCACAGCUGUUCUAACUUCUGAAAGAGUUCCUUUUGUAAAAAUAAUCACAGUCUGUAACCUCUCCUGGGUGUGAUCCUGCAAAAUGUUGAGAACACCCUGAUUAUUUUUUGGCAUUGGCUUUCAUAAGAAGAGGAACUCCAGCACUUUGUAGAGACAGUAUUUUCUUUUACCAGUAUUUGUAACCAAAUUUGAAGAAACACAUAUAUUGUCAUUUUAAGAUAUACAUACAAGUCUCUAAACAGCUAAUUACUAGCACAGUGAAUCACAUCAUUGCAAUUCUAAUCAAGUUCCAUAAUUUCUCACAUAUUGCAUAAAUCCCGUGUGUUCCAUAGUGGAUAUAGUUGGUUAAAUAGGAUACCUUUGAGACCAAGCAUAGGUUUUUGCAAAUAAAAUGGGGGGUUUUCCUAACAUUUUUUAUGAAGUUGUAUUUAUUUUGAAGUUUGAUGUGAACUUCAGUUUAGAAAUUUUGAACAAUUCAGUUAAUUUUUACUAGGCUAUAAAGGGAUGUGGUUUGUUAACUGUAUUAGAAGGUGAUAACAAGUACUUAAACUUGAGUCAUUAGCUUACCAGUGACCUGCAGAGACUUUCCUCAACAGGCUAUACAAUGAGACUAGCUGCAGGAAGUAUGGACAGACUGGAGAUGUUCAUCCACAACCUUUUUCUCUAAAUGAGUCCUUAUAAGAAAAAAGACUGUGCAAUCCAUACUUUUUUUUUUCUAGUAUGUCCUAAUGAAGGAUGUGCAAUUGAAGAUAAAAAAAUGUAAAAAAAGUAAUUGCACCAUCGUAAAUAUGAUGAAAUACAAAAAUUGCUUCUAAAAAUUGGUUUUUAAGUUGAAUGUAGCAAUCAUUUGGCUCUAGGGUUUUAUUAUUAUGAAGCUGUAUGCAGUGUUUUAGCAGCAUUUGACAAGCAUUGAAAGUUACAGAGAAGUGGAAAAUCUGUAAGAUAGCAUUUUAGAACAAUAUAAUCUGGAUUUUACAACUGUUUUCAGAACUUGGUACUGCUGCACACAUGUACAGAGGUCUGGUCAGAAGCCCACUGAAGGCAACAGGGCAUCUCUCAGAAGGCCUCUAGAUUCAGGCCCAAGCACACUGGGAGUCCUGUGCAAGGUAGCUGAUGCUCCUUCCAUCUCACUUCUGCAUUUACCCUGAGGUAAACCUGCUGUCUUCAGUAGACGGGCUCCUGAUUCACACUGGUGUAAGGAAAGCUAGAGCAAGGAUCAAGAAACACAGGUCUGUACCUCCUUACGUCACUGAAUAAUGGUUCAGUCCUGCUCAGGCUCUACUUGUAGACCUCUCUGUGGCGAAGAGGGUUGGUGUAGUGGGACUCAACCAUCCUGGUUACUGCUGCCACUAGUCCAUCAUGCAGGGCAUAGUGGGAGGUGGUGACAGCUGAGGAAGGUCCCGAUGGGAAGUGCAUUAUAGGUGUGUCAGGAGGCUGGGGUACAGCACAUGGGGGGAAAUAAAACUAUAGCUCUGGCAGAGGUUAAUUUUUUUUGUUAAGCAAUAGUUCGUUCUGACAUGCAGUGCUGAAGUGGCCAUAUGGAUGUUUGGGUUUUUUCCUUUUUCAUAUGGAGAAGUAAAACUCUUGUUUCUGAAGCACAGCUGACUCCAGCAAACCAUGGCUAGUGAGCAGUCUUAAUAGCACCAGCCACGCACCUGAGAUGAGGGUAGCAGGGUUGUACUGGUUUAUACUGAGAUUGAGGUACAGGGGGAAGAGUGAUUUGAAGUAGCUUUUGUUGUUUUUCUUAAUUGUGGUGUUUGGAAAACUGUUUUUGACUUGAAGAAUUUGAAAACAAUUCUUCCACAGUACUGCAAUUCCUUACUUUGAGUUGUACUUAAUUGUCUUCAUUUCCACAGUUCUUAGGAUUGUCUGACCUCUGUUGUAUAGAUGAAUAAAUAAAUCUUUGGAGUUACUUUA